Molecule: messenger RNA, 736 nt
Organism: Leptopilina boulardi
Lineage: Eukaryota; Metazoa; Arthropoda; Insecta; Hymenoptera; Figitidae
Exons: 2
Coding region: 139-666 (175 amino acids)
Source: RefSeq, a predicted model, not a curated record
ACGAACAUAUUGUGUGUCAUAGUCUUUUGAGUUUUGUUCUUCUCUAGAAUUUGAUAACUUUGGCUUUACUUAAUUUUUUUAGAAUUAUUAUAAAAAUUUUAAGAUUUAAUUUCAAGAUUCUUCCAUUUGUAUUUAACAAUGACAUUUUUUAGUCAAAUUUAUUUUCCUCUUGUCAUUCUUUCUCUAGUUUCUAGUCACGGAACAGUUGGAAAUCCAAGUGAACAAAGUGAAAAAUCUUGUCCGGAGAAUAUGAUUCAUAUACCAGAGUCUGAGAAUUCAACGGAGAUAAUUUGUGAUUGUAAACCGAAAUUUUUAUAUCAUCGAGACAGCGAUUCUUGUCACGAAGCAUUCAAGAGAGGUCCUUGUCCUCCUGUACAUUAUUUUGUACUUCCAUCUGAGGAUGUAUCAGCAAAAUGUGUGAAAAAUCCGUGUGUCGACGAUGGACUCGUUUAUUAUCAAGGAAGUUGCAAUCGACUUGGACAUAAUGGAUCACCCUGCGAGGAUGAUUCAAUUUUAUUAGAUGUCAAUGAAAUUAGUUUUGAACUCGAAUGUAAGCCAAUAUUAUUUUUCAGUAGUCGUCUCAAUGUACACAAAAAUUCCAAUAAUAAUUGUCCUCGAGGUAGUCGUAGAAUUUAUUCAGGAAAAUGUAAACACAUUUUUCAAUAAAAUGUAAUUAUAAUUGUAUUAUUUAAAUUAAUGUACAAAAAAAAAAAAAUAAAAAUACAAAAAAACGUAA